UGGGUUUAGACAUGUUGUAAUGCAUAAUUAGUAUUUUUUAUUUUUAAUGAAUAGUGUAUAACGCAUAGCACAUAAUGUGUAAGAAAAAAGAUGUGUUUAUACAGCACCUAAUAAUUAUGCAUAAAACAUUGACUAGUCACAGUUUUGACAAUAAAGCUGUCAAUUGUCAUUGGGUAUUUUAUGCCUAACCCUACUUUGCGUGUCUGUAUGGUUUUUACUCAAACUGUUUUUAAAAAUUUGUGGUUCUUUUGUUGUAUGUAAGAAGUGUCGACUUUCAAUAUGAAAAUACGGAGAAAAGUACUUAAAGUGAUUAAAGUUGUGAAUUUGGCAUAUUUGUUUUUAACGUUAGCUGGAAGUGUUGCAACUUUGGCUGAAGUUCAUGCUAAUCGUAGAAGACAUAGGCGAUGGGGUAUUAGACCCAUCAAUAAGAAAAAGGAAAGUGAAGGCCUUUUUAGUACCCUUUUUAAAGAUAUGUGGAAAUUUGAUGCUGAACAAUUUUUCAAAUACACAAGAAUGACGCAAAAUCAGUUUAAAGAACUACUUGCAUUGAUUGGCAAGGAUAUCCAAAAAGAUAAAAAACGAAGACACAUUUCCCCUCAAGAAAGGUUAUUAAUUACUUUACAUUACCUCGCAGAAGGCUGUUCGAUGCAAGAGAUGGCUUGGAAUUUUAGAAUUGGAAAAGCUACUGUCCAUACUAUUAUUAAAGAAACAUGUACAGUUUUGUGGAAAAGACUUCGACCAAUUGUUUUGCCCCAACCAACUAAAAAACAUUUCAUAAAAAUAGAAAAGGAAUUUUUUAAAAGGUGGAAUAUUCCAAAUUGUAUAGGUGCUGUGGACGGGAAACACAUUAAUAUUAUAGCACCCAAACAUUCUGGAAGCGCCUUUUUCAAUUAUAAGAAGAACUUUAGCAUUAUCCUGAUGGCGACUUGCGAUGCCUAUUAUAGAUUUUCGAUGGUGGACAUAGGAGGAGCAGGAGCACACCAUGAUUCUGCAAUCUUUAGAGCAAGUUGUUUAGGUGCAAGACUUUUAGAUGGAACCUUAGACAUCCCAAAGCCAAAAUCAUUGCCAAAAACAAGAAUAGAAAUACCUCACUUUCUGAUAGGUGAUGCGGCUUUUCCCUUACAUGAAAACAUUUUAAGGCCGUAUCCGGGCACUUCUCUAAAUGAAAAACAAACCAUUUUUAAUUACAGGCUAAGUCGAGGUAGAAGAUGUAUUGAAAAUACAUUUGGCAUAUUAAGUUCAAGAUGGCGCAUCCUUAGGAAGUCAAUUUGUGCGAGUCUUGAAAUAUGCGAGUUAAUUGCCCAGGCUACAGUGGUUCUUCAUAAUUUUUUGCAAAAAAGUGAGCUUGAUAUACCUCCAAACGAACGAAGAUAUUGCCCAACAGGGUUUGUGGAUUACCUUGAUAGAGAUGGUAACAUUCAUGAAGGAUUAUGGAGAAAUGAAGGAGCAUCUUUAAGUUGCAGAAUUUUUUGUCUCUGAAGAAGGUUGGCUGUCUUGGCAAGAGGACUAUAUCAACAGAGGAGGGGCGCCAAACUGUUAACUAAAAUAUUUUUUUUAACACUUUUUUUAAGUGUAUACAUAAAAAUAAAACAAUUUUUUUGUUUA
Messenger RNA from Sitophilus oryzae (rice weevil), 1605 nucleotides. Its product is annotated as protein ALP1-like. The record is from RefSeq and is a predicted model, not a curated record. Bases 280 to 1479 code for a protein of 399 amino acids. NCBI's taxonomy places the organism in Eukaryota, Metazoa, Arthropoda, Insecta, Coleoptera, Curculionidae. The transcript is spliced from 4 exons.